AUGCGUACUUCAACUCUUGCCACUCUCGCCUUGGGCGCCGCUGGGGCUGCUUCAGCCGCCGUGGUUAAGAGAGCCAGCGGUGUGACCCCGGUCUCUGUCAAGGGAAACGCUUUUUUCGCUGGAGAUGAUCGAUUCUACAUCCGGGGUGUCGACUAUCAACCCGGCGGUUCCUCCGACGUCGCCGACCCCAUCGCCGACGAAGAUGGCUGCAAGAGAGAUAUUGUGGAAUUCACGAAGCUGGGGAUCAAUGCCGUCCGAGUGUACACCGUCGACAACACUGCGAAUCACGACGCCUGCAUGAACGCCCUGGCAGAUGCUGGCAUCUACCUUGUCUUGGACGUCAACACUCCCAAAUACUCCUUGAACCGAGCCGACCCCAACCCAUCGUACAAUGCCGUCUACUUGCAGAGCAUUUUUGCCACCAUUGAUGCUUUCCAUGGCUAUGACAACACCUUGGCUUUCUUUUCAGGCAACGAAGUCGUCAAUGACCCCGAGUCUUCGGCAGCUGCCCCCUACGUCAAAGCCGUCACCCGUGACAUUCGAUCCUACAUUCGCAACCGAGGUUACCGACAGAUCCCCGUGGGCUACUCUGCUGCCGACGUCAGUGAAAACCGUCUGGAGAUGGCUGAGUACAUGAACUGCGGGAGCGACGACGAACGAUCUGAUUUCUUUGCCUUCAACGACUACUCCUGGUGUGACCCGUCAUCCUUCCAGCAAUCCGGAUGGGAUCAGAAGGUCAAGAACUUCACCGGCUACGGUCUUCCCAUCUUCCUUUCCGAGUACGGUUGCAACCACGCCACUCGUGACUUUGAUGAGGUUCUGUCUCUGUACAGUACUGAUAUGUCUCCCGUCUAUUCUGGUGGAUUGGUGUAUGAGUACUCCCAGGAACCAAGCAAGUAUGGGCUUGUGGAGAUCAAUGGCGAUUCGGUGAGUGAGUUGACCGACUUCACUACUCUUCAGUCACAAUUUGCGAAAGCCACCGACCCACAAGGUGAUGGCGGAUAUAACUCGACCGGUGGUGCUUCUGGCUGCCCUGCUUACUCUUCGCCUAAUUGGUUGGUCAUGAACGAUACACUCCCUGCUAUCCCCGACGGUGCCAAGAAGUACAUGACCCAGGGUGCCGGGACCGGUCCUGGUCUUGAUGGUGCAGGUUCUCAGAAUGCCGGUGGUGCCUCUACUGGGACUGCUACCGCAGGCAGCGGAACUGCUAGUCAAACUGGAUCAUCAUCGAGCAGUUCCAGCACCAGUUCCGGUACCAAUGCCGCUGUUUCCAUCAAGGUUCCGGAAUGGUCUUUUGCUCCGUUGGUCUGCGGCGCAGUCGUUGUCAUGUCGACAUUGUUUGGUGCCACUCUGUUGUAA
This is a messenger RNA of Capronia coronata CBS 617.96, 1359 nucleotides long. RefSeq names its product 1,3-beta-glucanosyltransferase gel1. The coding region runs from base 1 to 1359 and encodes 452 amino acids. The transcript is spliced from 2 exons. Gene Ontology annotation, biological process: fungal-type cell wall (1->3)-beta-D-glucan biosynthetic process. The record is from RefSeq and is a predicted model, not a curated record. Gene Ontology annotation, molecular function: 1,3-beta-glucanosyltransferase activity. NCBI's taxonomy places the organism in Eukaryota, Fungi, Ascomycota, Eurotiomycetes, Chaetothyriales, Herpotrichiellaceae. Gene Ontology annotation, cellular component: fungal-type cell wall; cytoplasm.